ACAUGGAUCUUUACAACAGAAUUGGUAAUAAAACUAGUUGGUUUACUUCCGACAGAGUUUUGGAAAACGAAAUGGAACAUUUUCGAUACGAUAAUCGUGGUUGUGUCACUAGUUGAAUUAAAUCUUGAAAAUGCUUCUUUCAAUGUUUCCGGCUUGCGGUCUCUCAGAGUGUUGCGGGUAUUUCGACUAGCAAAGUCGUGGAAUACUAUGAAGGCGCUGAUCGACAUAAUAGCUGAGUCAAUAUCAGGUUUAAUGUAUUUAUCCAUAAUAUUGGGGGUUGUGAUAUUCACUCUUUCCGUGAUCGGGAUGAACCUAUUCAAGAAGGAAUAUGAAAAUUUCUUCAACAACGAGGCCCUCCACCCUGACAGCUACGGUAACAUGCCGCGCUGGAAUUACCAGGACUUCUACCAUUCUUUUGUCUUAGUGUUCCGUAUACUGUGUGGCGAAUGGAUUGAGCUACUUUGGGAGACUCUCCAAGUUACUCGGGGCCAGAUGUGGCCCAUUCUGUUUUACUUGGGGGCUUUGGUUCUGGGCAACUUCCUUCUUCUCAAUCUCUUCUUGGCGCUUCUGCUCAACGCAUUUGGGUCGGAAUCAAUCAAUGAGAAGAAAGAAACUGCGGCGGAAGUUGCUGAAAAAGAGGUAUCUCUGACCGCUUUCUUAAAAAAGAAACUGUUUAACAUAACAAAAAGUAAACACAAAUUAGCUUCAGAGAUAAGAAUGUCGACAUUAGAUCUGAGCGCUCUUCAGCGCAUGAAGACUCCGUGCAGACAUCGUCGUAACCCUGGUAACAGUGAUAACCCUGGUAACAGUGAUAACCCUGGUAACUGUGGUAACCACGGUAACGGCGCAUCUUCUGAGUACAGCGAGGGAUCUGAAUACAUGAAUAUGAUAGACGUGGACGAACACGAGGGUAACGACCCCUACAGCUGUGACGACUGUUGCCAGUGCUGUAGUAUCUGCUGUAGACCUCUCUGCGUUUGUUGCUCCAUGUUCCGGGAAGCCACUAGAAGGAUUGUGCAACACAAAGUCUUCGAUUGGACCAUCCUUAUCUUGAUUAUGGCUUCUAGUGUUACCCUCGCUUUUGAAGACUCCUCGUUGGAGACUUCACCUUCUCUGAAGCGGAUAGUUGAUACUCUCAAUUUGUUUUAUGUUGUAGUCUUUACAGUUGAGAUGUGCCUUAAGCUCUUUACAUUCGGCGUGAUUAAUUACUUCGAGUCCGCCUGGAACUGGAUUGAUUCACUUGUUGUCACUAUAUCAAUAGUCAGCACUGUAGCGAGUAAUGCCAACAUUGGUGGUUUGAAAGUUAUAAGGUCUUUUAGAGCGUUAAGACCCUUGAGGGCCAUAUCUCGCUGGAAAGGGAUGAGACUUUCAGUAAACGCCCUGAUUUCCUCAAUUCCCUCAUUCGGAAAUGUGUCUUUGGUUUGCUUGGUCCUUUGGCUUGUUUUCUGUAUAUUGGGAGUCCAGUUCUUUGGAAACACGUUUUAUAAGUGUGUUGGAGAUGAUGGACCAUUGGAUAAUAAGAGUACUGAAAUCAAGAACAAGACUAUGUGUAUAGCACAAUUUGGACAAGACGCGUGGCAGAACUCAAAAAUUAACUUUGAUAACACAAUAAUGGCAUUCGUCGCUUUGUAUCAAGUGGCUACAUUUGAGGGCUGGAUGGAGGUUAUGGAUGAUGCCAUCGACUCGGUUGGCAUAGAUAAACAGCCAUCUUUUGAGCACAACUUUAAAGCAUACAUUUUCUUUUUGGUGUUCAUAUUUAUUGGUUCCUUCUUCACGUUAAAACUGCUGGUUGGAGUUGUUAUCGAUAACUUCAACAGACUGAAAAAAGAGUACGACGAGAAAGGACAAUUAGGAGUACUUCUCACACCCACACAACGGCAAUGGAUGUCAACCUUCAGGGAAAUGACCAAAACAAAGCCUAUACGCAUGACCACCCGUCCCACCAACUUGUUCAUGAGGUUCUGUCACGACUUGUCUGAAAACCAAAAGUUUGAGGUGGUGAUAACGAUUGUGAUAUUGUUGAACAUGAUACAGAUGGGUAUGGAGCACGAUGCAGCUAGUCCCGAGUUUAAAAAAGCUAUGAUGUAUGCUAACUACAUCUUCACUGCCAUCUACACUGUUGAGGCUUCCCUUAAAAUUAUUGGUACCCACAAAUUCUACUUCUACAAAUCCUGGAACAUCUUUGAUUUCGUAAUUGUGAUGUGUGCUUGGCUGGGGAUCGCUCUGGACAGUGUUGUGAAGAACUUUGUGAUCGACCCCUCGAUUCUCCGGAGUUUAAGACUUUUCCAGGUAGCCAGAAUACUGAGAGUUAUCCAAGUAGCAAAGGGGAUCAGACGACUCCUCUACACCCUAGUGUGCUCUCUGCCUGCUCUAAUAAACAUAGGAACUUUGCUGCUGCUCAUUGUUUAUAUCUACGCGGUGAUGGGAGUGGCGAUGUUUGGUCAAGUUAAGAGGCAGGGCGUUUUGAAUGACCAGAUGAACUUUGAACGAACACCUGCUGCAAUAAUCCUAAUGAUAAGGUUGGCCACAUCAGCUGGCUGGAAUGAUGUGCUAGAUGCCCUCAUGGUCUCCCCGCCGGACUGCAGUGCUUCUACUGCAGACUCUCCCGGAGACUGCGGGUCCAAGGGUUUUGCUAUUGUCUACAUUUCUUCCUUCAUUCUCAUCGCUUUCUUGAUCAUGGUAAACAUGUAUAUUGCUGUCAUCCUAGAUAACUUUAGCAUUGCUCAACAAGAUGACGAGGUCGGAGUAGACGUAGACGACAUCAAUCUUUUCUACGAGAAAUGGAAGGUCUUUGAUCCGAAAGCGACAGGAUUUCUAAACGUGAGAGUGUUGCCAGACCUAGUGAGACAGCUAUCACAACCUCUAGGGAUACCCGGUGUUACAGAGGAGGAAGUGUUGCAGUUGGAUAUUCCACUUUAUCCUUAUGAUAGGACCCAUUGUAUUGACGUUCUUCAGGCUCUUAUCUCACGAACUCUCGGUCCUAAUAGCAAUGCAGACGAGUUUGAUAUGAUUAAAUCGCUCAUGUCUGAAAACUUUACAACAGCCUUCCCAAUGCUUUCUAUAGUGACCGUCAAAACAACCAGGGUACGAUCGAGGUGUAGUGCGACGAUUGUGCUGCAAAAAGCAUUCAGGAGACAUGUUAGUAUGGACAUUACCACCGCAACAAUUGAAGAUUUUGAGGGAGUGCAAGAAAAUGAACAUUUUGAGGGAGUGCAAGAAAAUGAAACUGAAUCUUUCGAGAAAAUGCAAGAAACUCAAUCUUUCGAGGGAGUGCAAGAAACUGAACAUUUCGAGGGAGUGCAAGAAACUGAAACUGAAUCUUUCGAGAAAAUGCAAGAAACUGAAUCUUUCGAGGGAGUGCAAGAAAGUGAACCUUUCGAGGGAGUGCAAGAAACUGAACCUUUCGAGGGAACGCAAGAAACUGAACCUUUCGAGGGAGUGCAAGAAACUGAACCUUUCGAGGGAGUUCAAGAAACUAAAUCUUUCAAGGGAGUGCAAGAAACUGAACAUUUCGAGGGAGUGCAAGAAACUGACACUGAAUCUUUCGAGAAAAUGCAAGAAACUGAAUCUUUCGAGGGAGUGCAAGAAACUGAACCUUUCGAGGGAGUGCAAGAAAGUAAAAUUGAAUCUUUCGAGGGAGUGCAAGAAACUGAACCUUUCGAGGAAGUGCAAGAAAAUGAAACUGAAUCUUUCGAGAAAAUGCAAGAAACUCAAUCUUUCGAGGGAGUGCAAGAAACUGAACAUUUCGAGGGAGUGCAAGAAACUGAAACUGAAUCUUUCGAGAAAAUGCAAGAAACUGAAUCUUUCGAGGGAGUGCAAGAAAGUGAACCUUUCGAGGGAGUGCAAGAAACUGAACCUUUCGAGGGAACGCAAGAAACUGAACCUUUCGAGGGAGUGCAAGAAACUGAACCUUUCGAGGGAGUUCAAGAAACUAAAUCUUUCAAGGGAGUGCAAGAAACUGAACAUUUCGAGGGAGUGCAAGAAACUGACACUGAAUCUUUCGAGAAAAUGCAAGAAACUGAAUCUUUCGAGGGAGUGCAAGAAACUGAACCUUUCGAGGGAGUGCAAGAAAGUAAAAUUGAAUCUUUCGAGGGAGUGCAAGAAACUGAACCUUUCGAGGAAGUGCAAGAAACUGAAUCUUUCGAGGGAAUGCAAGAAAAUGAAAAUGAACCUUUCGAGGGAGUGCAAGAAAGUAAAAUUGAAUCUUUCGAGGAAGUACAAGAAACUGAACCUUUCGAGACAGUGCAAAAAACUGACAAUGAAUCUUUUGAUCCUGAAAUUAAACCUUUCCCUGGAGUGAAAAAUCUAAGACUUAUAUUUGAACGCUGA
This is a messenger RNA of Bolinopsis microptera, 4329 nucleotides long. RefSeq names its product sodium channel protein 60E-like. Lineage: Eukaryota; Metazoa; Ctenophora; Tentaculata; Lobata; Bolinopsidae. Bases 208 to 4329 code for a protein of 1373 amino acids. Gene Ontology annotation, molecular function: voltage-gated sodium channel activity. Gene Ontology annotation, cellular component: voltage-gated sodium channel complex; plasma membrane. Gene Ontology annotation, biological process: membrane depolarization during action potential; neuronal action potential; sodium ion transmembrane transport. The record is from RefSeq and is a predicted model, not a curated record. The transcript has 8 exons.